Messenger RNA from Mesocricetus auratus (golden hamster), 1066 nucleotides. Its product is annotated as carcinoembryonic antigen-related cell adhesion molecule 15. The transcript has 4 exons. Gene Ontology annotation, biological process: T cell activation. The record is from RefSeq and is a predicted model, not a curated record. The coding region runs from base 140 to 835 and encodes 231 amino acids. Gene Ontology annotation, cellular component: external side of plasma membrane. NCBI's taxonomy places the organism in Eukaryota, Metazoa, Chordata, Mammalia, Rodentia, Cricetidae.
GUGGAGCAUAGCAGCACUAGGCUGGGAUGAGUCACAUUUGAGUGACUCUGGGAGGGGCUCCCGGGGCCCAGGUGGGAAGGAAUAAGAACCGCACAGGUGUGAGGCCGAGCCAGAGCUGAGGCAAGCGGGUACUGAGACCAUGGCGCCCCCUUCUCUGCUUUGCUGCAAAGGGCUCCUGCUCACCGCUGCCCUUUCGGCCUGCUGGACCUCAAAGGCUGUGGCGGGCCCAUCUGUCGAGGCUGUGCCACCCUCUGUUCCUGAGGGGGAAAAUGUUCUUCUGCGCGUUGAUAACCAGGCAGAGAAGUUCCAGGCCUUUUUCUGGUACAAAGGGAAACGUGCCUUCGAAGAAUUUAAGAUCGCACAUUAUGAAACAGCCUCUCAGACACUUAAACGGGGGCAGAAAUACAGCGGGAGGGAGAGGGUGUACAGCAACGGAUCCCUGCUGCUCCAGAACGUCACCCAGGAAGACACCGGGAUCUACACCCUAGAAACCUUUGGAACACAUUAUCAAUGUGAAAUAACACAUGUCCACCUCCAGGUGUACAAGAUUGUGACACAGCCCACCAUCCAAGUCCAGAGCACUAUAGUGAAAAGACAGAAUGCCGCAGUCCUCACCUGCAGGUCACCUGACCCUGGAGUUGACAUCAGUUGGAUCUUCAAUAACAAGCCCCUGGAUUUCAGCAGUAGGAUGACGCUGUCUCCCGAAAAACACAGGCUCACCAUAGCUCCCCUCAGGCUGCAGGAUGCAGGGGAGUAUCUGUGUGCAAUCUCCAACCCCUUCAGUUCCAAGAAGAGUAACCCCGUCCACUUGUUCUUGAUCAAUUUUGCUCAUUAGUCUGACAACUUCGUGUGAAAUCUUUAGGACCCUCUACAGACAAGUUCAUGUCAUCUGCAGAAGAAUUUCCUGGCCUUGGAGUGGUAGACGUGUACUACAUACAAUGACAUACAUAUCAUACAUUUUGCUCUCCAUGGGAUUUUUGUUAUCCUUCUAGUUUUAUUAAUAUCAAUCAAUUUCCUUAUAAAAUUAAUCUAGUUUUAAAAAGUCAAUAUGAAUCAUUUGUCAAAA